Molecule: messenger RNA, 2680 nt
Organism: Vicia villosa (hairy vetch)
Lineage: Eukaryota; Viridiplantae; Streptophyta; Magnoliopsida; Fabales; Fabaceae
Product: ATP-dependent helicase rhp16-like
Exons: 14
Coding region: 280-2520 (746 amino acids)
Molecular function (GO): ATP-dependent chromatin remodeler activity; ATP binding
Source: RefSeq, a predicted model, not a curated record
CCAACACCGCCGCUAACUCUUCCUUCCGAUCGUUACGCAUUUCGUUAAUUUUAAUUUUUAAUUACCUCCUGAUUAGUUACGCAUUUCGUUAAUUUUAAUUACCUAAUUAGUUGUGGUUCACAAUGCAAGUCACAUAGUAAGCUAUAAUACUCUAUACCACACUGGAUUAUACCUCUAUUUCAUUUUUUCGGUUAAUUACCAACAACAUAACCGUAUUGUUGAAAUUAGAAACAGAGUGAGUGAGAGAGCAUUAUUUUCUGUUUAUUCAUUCUAAUUCCAAUGGAGCUUCGUCGUAGUCAACGCAUUUCCAAUUCAAGAUCUUCUGGACUAAUUUUGACUAGUUACGAGGAAGAAGAGAGUGAUUUUGAGGAAGAAGAAAAUGCAAGAGAAUCAAGUGGUAUUGUUGUUGAUGAAGUUAUAGAGAACAAAGAUAACAACGAACCGCCAAUGGUUCAGGUUCUACAGCAGCCACUUCCCAUUGAUUUAACAGGAAAUAAAACGAAGGUAGAUGGAAGGAAGUCAAGGAAAAAGGAAAAGCCAGUGUUAAGAUGGCAACUGAGGGAAAAGCAGCUCGAUACAUUUGUUCGUAUGACAAUGUUACAAGCAAAACACAUAAGCUACAGGGAAAAAGAUUAUGAGGAUGAAAUGUUGGAUAAAACUGCUGAGGCAUCAUCUGAUUUCAUCGUACCUUUGCUUAGAUACCAAAAGGAAUGGUUAGCCUGGGCUUUGGAUCAGGAAAACAAUUUCGGAGGUGGAGUGCUUGCAGACGAAAAGGGAAUGGGAAAGACCAUUGAAGCAAUUGCUCUUGUCCUUGCCAAACGCGAACUCGAACAAAAUGUAGUGUUGCCUUUGGUCAAAGGAACUCUUGUGAUUUGUCCUGUGGUUGCUAUUAAUCAGUGGGUCGAUGAGAUUGAUCGAUGUACUUUAAAAGGAAGCACCAAGGUUCUAGUUUAUCACGGGGCUGACUGGAUUACGGAUUGGAAAGAGUUCUCCGAGUGUGAUUUUGUGAUAACUUCAUACUCUAUUGUUGAAUCUGAGUGCAGGAAUAAGUCAAAUUGCCGUGACAGAGAUUGUGAAGGACCUAGUGUUGUUAGACACGAAAAACACUCCAAGGAAGUUAAGAAAGAUAAAUCAAAUGCUAUGCCAGCUCUACACGCUGUAAAGUGGCUGCGGAUCGUACUGGAUGAGGCACACUAUAUAAAAGAUAAUUGUUCUAAAACCACUCAAGCAGUGUUUGCUUUAGAAUCUACAUACAAAUGGGCAUUAAGUGGCACUCCAUUUCAGAACCGUCCUGGAGAGUUGUAUCCUCUGAUAAGGUUCCUACAGAUAAAUCCUUAUUCCUAUUACUUUUGCAAACACUGUGAUUGUAGAGUUCUUCAUCACAGGUAUGGGUUAUGUUCAGACUGCUCCCAUGGCUUUGGGGAUCAUUUCAAUUGGUGGAAUAAAUACAUUGCUAAACCAAUUGAAUCUUCUCCAUCCAAUGAUGUUUGUGGGGAAAAAGCGAUGAUAUUGCUCAAACACAAAAUUUUGAAAAACUUGGUACUUAGACGUACAAAAAUAGGCAGGGCUGCUGAUCUUACACUUCCAUCUACAACUGUUUCAGUGAGAAGGGAUUUCUUGGAUAGAGAAGAGCUCGACUAUUAUGAAACAUUAUACAAGGAAUUUCAAACAAAACUUGAGAGUCUCUCAUACAGAUAUGUUAGAGAAAAUACUACAAGGCUUCACUGUAGCGAAAUCGAUGCCCUCUUCAUACAGCUGUGUCAGGUAACAUAUCAUCGCUACCUUGUGGAAUUUUCUCAAAGUAAGGAGUUAAGUGCUGAAAAUCUAGAAAGUGAUGCGGCUGACAGACAAGAACGUGGCAUUUGUCAUGAGCCAAAAGAAGAACAUGUGGAUUUAACAUCCAACGAGGACGUUAGGGAUCAGGAUGAUAAAACCAUGAUUAAAUAUUUCAGAUCCUUGAGAAUUUUUGAAAAAAUUGAGCUUGAGAACUUUCACACAAGCACUAAAUUAGAGGCUUUGAGAGAAGAAAUAAGAUUCAUGAUUGAAAGAGAUGGUUCUGCAAAAGGGAUUGUUUUUUGCGAGUUCACAUUAUUCUUAGAUCUUAUACACUACUCUUUGUACAAGUCUGGAGUAUCUUGCGUUCUGUUGAAUGAAAGCAUGUCACGGGCCACACGGGAUGCUGUUGUUAAUAGAUUUAAUGUUGAACCAGACUGCAGAAUUUUGCUCAUGACAUUGAAGGCUGGCGGUUUUGCACUCAAUUUGACAGUAGCAUCGCAUGUUUUCAUUAUGGACCCUUGUUGGAAUCCAGCUUUAGAGCUUCAGGCUCUAGGAAGAAUUCACCGAAUUGGACAAUAUAAACCUACAAGAAUUGUUAUGUUUGUCAUUGCAAACACGCUUGAAGAGGAGAUUUUUAAGGCACUGGAGAAUAAGAAACUAGUUGCUCAAGGGAUUUUAAACGAUUCUUUUGAAGCUAUGGAGCAAUUGUUAACUGAGGACUUUGAAAUCUCUAUAUCUUGCUAAAUGAGUGUAAAACAAAAAUGUAUUUGUUUAAUGUAUAAACAUCAAAUGCAUUGCAUAAUGUUUGCCUCUUUCAAAAAAAAAAAAAUUAUCCAUACAUACCCUUUUUAGAUUACACAUUCCGGAUUGAAUAAUGUAUGAACAUCAAUACUUUAAAUUUAAA